Molecule: messenger RNA, 705 nt
Organism: Olea europaea var. sylvestris
Lineage: Eukaryota; Viridiplantae; Streptophyta; Magnoliopsida; Lamiales; Oleaceae
Exons: 2
Coding region: 168-584 (138 amino acids)
Source: RefSeq, a predicted model, not a curated record
CUAAUCCCUCCAAAUUCCACAUUUAAUGCGCAUCCCUUUGUUUUUCUGGUACGAAUAUAUACUACACCAGCUUCAAAUUAUCAGUAUAUUUAUACCGAUAUCUUACACUAUGAAUCAAACAAAUUUUUCAUCUUCGUGUUGCAUUUAACUGAUAUUUCUUGCCUUGUAUGUCGACUAUUCAAUCUCUUGUUCUUGUUCUUUAUCUUUUGUUUACUCCUUUUCAUGGAUGUAGAGCACGAAACUUUGGGGUGUUCAACAAGGAGCCUGUUGAAGGAUAUCACCUAUCUAGCAAGGACACAGAGGCGCAGAGUCUUGUUAGGGUUUCUAUUCAACCAGACGCUAAAGCUUCAGAAGCUACCAAAACCGAAAGAAAAAACCAUGACGAUAAUAAGAUGAUCCCUGCAAAGCCGUUUGAAGCUCCUAGCAGAAAGAGUCUACGGAAAGUAGAAGUAUCGGGUGCUGUUCAAACUGAGCCUGCAGUUUCUGUUUCUUGGAGGUUGACUCACAAGAAACAGGGAGAGGAAGAACCAGUACAUAACUUGGAUUAUUUACCACCCCAUACCCACCCCUCGCAUAACAAUUGAGCUUUUUUUCUGAAUGAUGAUUUCUAUGUUGCAUCUUAAUACUUAGAUAUGAUCACCUGAGAACAGAUUAGCAAUAAGGAAGUGUUUGGAACCCUAGAAUCUUAAUUAUGGUUCAUGUCUU